Molecule: messenger RNA, 1094 nt
Organism: Wallemia mellicola CBS 633.66
Lineage: Eukaryota; Fungi; Basidiomycota; Wallemiomycetes; Wallemiales; Wallemiaceae
Product: cytoplasmic dynein light chain 2
Exons: 6
Coding region: 746-1045 (99 amino acids)
Biological process (GO): microtubule-based process; cilium assembly
Cellular component (GO): cytoplasmic dynein complex
Molecular function (GO): dynein intermediate chain binding; dynein light intermediate chain binding
Source: RefSeq, a predicted model, not a curated record
ACGUGUUUAAUUAGUUUAUUAGGUUGUUUAGAAGAUUUUGAUAACUUGUCUCGAAAGGAAGAGUGACUUUUUUUAAGAUGUUCGUCAUUCAUUUCCUUUGUUGUCUCUUCAGUGAGUGAUUGGAGCUAAAAGAAUAAGAUAACUAGAAAGAAAACGCGGUAUAAACUUACUAAAUUCAGAGAGCUAGGUUUUGAAGAAGACACUGAAAGGAUAUCAUUGUCGCCAACGCCAUCAUCCUCAGUUGGAUUGUAUUGUCUUGAUAGCUUCGACUUUCUACGCGAGAGAGUUGAACCUAGUGAGCUAUUAGAUCUAAUCCUAGAUAGAUUAGUUGCAUGUUGCUGAGGAGGUGAAUUUGAAUGCACGAAUUGAGUAUAUUCAUUCUGUGAUAUCUCUGGAUGAGCGGAUGCCGGAACCCACUAAUAAUAAGAGAUGGUGAGUUUAUAAUGGAGAUGCCAUAUAACAAGGACCCACGUAUUGAUUUAGUAUGUUAUCAUUUUGUAUAUCUUGAUCUGUUGGCGGUAAAUCUGGGUCUAUAGCAGUACGUUGUCCUUGUGACAGCGACCGCCUCCGUAGAGCUUUCAAAAUAGAAACUUGAUGAUUUACAUCAGCUAAUGAUAAGUUAGUCUAAUAUUUUUAUGUUAAUCUCUAUAUAUUCUCACAAUCGUUCAUAAUUUCACUGGAAUGUGUUGGACGUUAGCUGGUAAGGCAUUUCUAACUAUCAGACAAUCAAGACAGAAAUUAGAAAAUGACUGGUAAUAGCGCAGACGACAAGCCAAAGAUUCCAAAAGCUGUUAUCAAAAAUGUGGAUAUGUCCCAGGAGUUACAACAAUCUGCUAUUGACAUCACCUCAAACGCAUUGGAGAAGUACACAGUAGAGAAAGACAUAGCGAGCUUCAUAAAGAAAGAAUUUGAUAGAGUUCAUGGCGCUACUUGGCACGUCGUCGUUGGUAAAUCCUUUGGAUCAUUCGUUACGCACGAGACUAAUCAUUUCAUUUACUUCUACAUGGGUACAUCCAUGGCAUUCUUAAUCUUCAAAUCGGGUUGAUUUGAUAUUAGAUAUACAAAUACAUAUUAAUUCUUAUUAUCAUUCUAAA